Molecule: messenger RNA, 633 nt
Organism: Cooperia oncophora
Lineage: Eukaryota; Metazoa; Nematoda; Chromadorea; Rhabditida; Trichostrongylidae
Source: the annotation of a GenBank genome assembly
AUGAUCACCCUGCAAUUCGCGAGGACACUAUUUGCCUUCACCUUUUUCGGAGCGUUCACCGACUUACAGCUGAUGCUAUUCUCAGCACUUCCUGGACCAUUGACAAAUCUGUAUAACCAGACAUUCGUUCGGCAUUACGGCAUUGUGCUCGAUCGUAAUGUGCUGUCAACGAUACCCACAUUGGUAUCAAUGAGCAUGGCUGUUGGAGUCUUAUCAGGUGUGAUAUGGAUCCUUCCAUUAAUGGACACUUACGGCCGGAAAUUCGUCGCAAUCCGGCUAAGGUGCCUUCUUGGGCUCGCGUCGUGUGCCUUUCAAGGUUUGGGUGGCUGGCUAGGAAGUGCUGAGCUUUUUAUUGUCGGAGAACUGUUGCUUGGCUUAACGAUCCCGAUUAAGAUGAUUGUGGUUUCUCUGUUCGUGACAGAGUGUGCUCCAGAUAAGCACAGAGGUUUCGCAUCCGUCGCUCUUCACUUGGGAGAUGUGUUGGCCAGUUUGCUCAUAUGUCUAUUGUUGUAUAUCUUCACCGUGGAUGUUCCGGACUCACCAAAGUGGCUUAUCCGAAAUGGUGAUAAAGUUCGUGCAGCUGAAGCGAUCGUUUCUAUCACGGGACUGAUGAAAGUCCAAGCGAAGCUAUGA